This is a messenger RNA of Juglans regia (Persian walnut), 1103 nucleotides long. RefSeq names its product fasciclin-like arabinogalactan protein 12. The transcript has a single exon. The record is from RefSeq and is a predicted model, not a curated record. Lineage: Eukaryota; Viridiplantae; Streptophyta; Magnoliopsida; Fagales; Juglandaceae. The coding region runs from base 188 to 1006 and encodes 272 amino acids.
CUAUACACAUUGGACACAAAAGUAGGGCAAAUUCAUUGGUUCCUCCAUAACAUCAUCAUCAGAGAACAUCUCACCCUUUGCCACCUUAAAUUGAGGUUCUCUUACCACCUUAAAUUGCACCCUUUCACCUGACUCCCAUCUUCCUCCCUCACACACCCACCCUUCAAUAUAUAACCCUGCAAUCUGCAUGUGGAUUCUCACCAAUAACACAACUUGUAACAACAAAACAAGUUUGGCCACACAUUACUACAUACAAUUAAGAUCCAUCUUUAUGAUGAAGCAGGUUCUCUUCUUUCCGUUUCUUCUUUUCUUGGUCUUCUUGAUCCUCCAUUGCACCACGUCCUCAGCUCAGUCCCCUGCAGAGUCUCCGGCACCAUCGGGCCCCGUUGACAUCAUCGCAAUCCUCAAGAAGGCCGGCCAUUUCGCUACUUUCAUCCGGUUGCUAAGAAACACAGACAUGGGUGAACAACUCAACGGACAGCUUAAAAAAUCUAACCUGGGCCGCACCCUCUUUGUACCGACUGACAGCUCCUUCUCCAGCCUCAAGUUGGGCACACUGAAUGCGCUUACCGAUAAACAAGAGCUUCAGUUGGUGCAAUUCCAUAUCCUCCCUGAUUUCUACUCGGAAUUGCAGCUCCAAACCGCUACAAACCCAGUGCAUACUCUGGCUGGUGAUAGCAACGCCGGCCAUUUCCAACUGAAUGUAACGGCCGCGACAGGAAAAGAAGUGAACAUAACAACAGGGGCGGUCAGUACAACGGUUGAAAAGACAAUAUAUACAGACGACCAUCUUGCUGUUUACCAGGUGGGGGAGGUGCUCCUUCCACUGGAAAUUUUUGGGGCAGCUGCUUCACCUACAGCAUCUAAGCCUGAGAAGAAGAGACCCAGUACUGAAGACGCUGCUACUACUACGGAGUCUUCGGGUGCAUUUGGUCCAAACCGGCAAGCAAUGACAGCAAUAUCGUCUGGAGUCGUAGUGGGUUCCUUGUUUUCUUUUUUGCUAUGAUUUUUCUUUUCCUUCUGGUUUUAUGAUUGAUGAGAUCUUUCUUGUGUGUUACCGCUGUUUCGAUUUCAACAAAAUAAAAUCAUUUAUUUUAUUUUUA